AUGACAACAGCGACAUUCAGUGUUACAACAGCUAAUGAUUUGACAACAGAACAAGAAUAUGUUACUCAAGAAAAGAAAUAUCAAGUGACAACUGAACAAGGCGUAAUUACAAUGGAUUAUGAUGAGGAAAGCAGCAAUACGAACAAAAACGAAGAACUGACGUUCGACGUCACAACAGCCGAUGUUGCAAUGGGACUGGAAUAUGAAGUUACAAAAGACCUGGAAAAACAAGGCGCAACCACGAUGGACUAUGCGGGCGCAACCACGAUGGACUAUGCAAGCGCAACCACGAUGGACUAUGCAACUAAAAGCAGCGAUACAAUCAAAAACGAAGAUUCUACUUUCGACGUCACGCCAGACGAUGUCGGAUCAGGACUGGAAUAUGAAGUUACAAAAGACCUGGAAAAACAAGGCGCAACCACGAUGGACUAUGCGGGCGCAACCACAAUGGACUAUGCAACUAAAAGCAGCGAUACAAUCAAAAACGAAGAUUCUACUUUCGACGUCACGACAGACGAUGUCGGAUCAGGACUGGAAUAUGAAGUUACAAAAAACCUGGAAAAACAAGGCGCAACCACGAUGGACUAUGAGGGCGCAACCACGAUGGACUAUGCAACUGAAAGCAGCGAUACAAACAAAAACAAAGAUUCGACGUUCGACGUCACGACAGACGAUAUCGGAUCAGGACUGGAAUAUGAAGUUACAGUACAACCAGAAUAUGAAGAAUAUAAUGGAUACACGGAAUACCAAGUGACAGCAGAAACAGGCGUCACCACGAAGAACUAUAUGUAUGAAUGGGGAAACAAAAAAACUAACAAGAAUGGGGAAUAUUUUGAUACAGACGAAUGUACCACCGAGCGACCAUGCAACAUCAAUGCUAACUGCUCUAAUACCGAGGGAUCUCACACCUGCACGUGUAAACCUGGUUACCAUGGUGAUGGGGAAACGUGUGCUGACAUCGACGAAUGCAGUGAUGGCAGCUUCGAUUGUGAAACUAAUACAAAGUGUACAAAUACUCAAGGGUCAUACAUUUGUCCUUGUUUGGAAGGAUAUAGUAAGAUAAACUCUGAAUGUGUCAAACCAGCUGACAAUUUUACAUCUAACAACAGAGAGACAUUCGGAACGUUUGAUUGCAGACGUGAGAAUACUGGAUGUCAGAAUGGAGGAACGUGUAACUGGGUAGCAGAUGGUGGUUCGUGUAUAUGUCCCACUGGGAUCUCGGGAUAUGCCUGUAACAUUGAUGAAGAUAAGGUGGCCAGCCCUGAAGAUUGCAGUUCUAGAUGUGUAGAGGCAAAUACACUACAAUGUGUCGCGACUGAUCAAGGAACUGCUGAAUGCAUUUGCAAAUAUCCUUUCACAGGAGAUGAUUGCUCAAAACGACGAGUGGAUGUUACCUGUUCUCCGACAGCCAUGACGGUUACAAUAAUUCCAUAUUCUGGGACAUCACCUUUAACCAUGUUUACUGGUCGGAUAUUCAUUCCAAACCAUCUCAACGCCCCUUGUGAGUUCACUGAACAAACAGGGGCAUUUGUCAGCAGCGAAAUUGGUCAUUCGGACUGUGGAAUAGUCGCCAAAACUGAUACACCCUCGAUUGGCAUGGUUACUUAUGAAGUGAGAAUUGUGAUUCAGUAUGACCCAUAUGUCAUCACACUCCUUGAUGAGAUAGUUACUGCCCGGUGCUCAGCUAUGGCACAUGGUGAACUAAGUGUAUCCUGGGGUGCAGUAGAUUCUAUAGAAGAAGAUAAGCUCAAAGACGGAGGGACUGUAAUUGGAGAAAUCUCCCCGAUUGUAAUAAAAGUCACAGAUACUGAGGGGAAGGAUAUAGGAGACAACGUGCACAUUGGGGAUCCAUUGCAAUUGAAGUUCAUCCAAAUUGAAGGUGGUGCCCCAUACACAGUAGAGUCGUGCGUUGCAAGUGACACAAAGGAAAAUCCUGAAAGCGAACUUGUCAUUAUUCAGGACAGAUGCAUAAGCCGGAGAUCAUAUACAAUUUUUGACAUGGAAAACCCGGUUGAAAUCUUGGAUGAAACGAAAGUAUUACAUCUAAAAGCAUUUAAAUUUCCGAGUGGUUCCACUGUGUUUCUCAAGUGCACCGUGCGACUAUGCAAUGAAAAGGAUACAACGGCUUGCGACCUAAAGACUGAUUGCGAUGGAGAGAUAACUCAAGGAUUGAGAAAACGUUCUGUUUCUGACGAUGAGAUACUUUAUACUAAGAAGUGGAUUGUGAAUGUGGAUGGAUCCAGUUCUAAUGCGACGUCCCAUGGUGCUGUCAAUGCAAUAUCUACACUUAUGGUUGGGGUUGCGAUUCUGACAUUAUUAUGGCAAUGAUUUCAACAUUUAAGAUAUCUCAGAAUGUGAGAACAAUGUGACAUUUAUGAAUUAUGACUCUUCCCAAAGUAUUAUUUCACAUAUACUUAUCAUAACAAAUUCACUCCGUAGAAUUCUCCGUUGUAUUUUUGAUCAUUCAUACUGUCAUUGUUUUAAAAAAAAUUAAUUCUAAUGAUGGAUGCUGGAAUUAUUUCACGAAACCACUUACCGAUAUAUUUAUAUCUACUUUCAUAUGUAUAAGACCCUGAUGACUUCCUCGGUAUGCCCUACAUUGAUUGAAGAAAACGAUCAUGGUACCAACUGGGGGAUGUCGGAGCCGGGUAUCCUAAGGUGGACCCAUUUUUCGGGGCCUCGUCAAAUAUCAUUUUAGAGUCCCUUAGAAUAAAACCCAUAUUCAAUCCCU
This is a messenger RNA of Owenia fusiformis, 2731 nucleotides long. The record is from the annotation of a GenBank genome assembly. Lineage: Eukaryota; Metazoa; Annelida; Polychaeta; Sabellida; Oweniidae.